GGGGGGGAUGGGUAUGGGCAUGGGCAUGGGGAGCAUGUACGGCGGCGGCAUGCAGGACCCGAACAACCCCAACAGCCUCACGCAGUCCUUCAGCCAGAGCACACAGGCGACGUUCCAGCUGAUUGAGAACAUUGUGGGUGCGUUUGGCGGGUUCGCGCAGAUGCUGCAGAGCACGUACAUGGCGACCCACUCGUCCUUUUUUGCAAUGGUAUCAGUCGCAGAGCAGUUCGGAAAUCUACGACAAACACUCGGCUCGGUUUUGGGCAUCUACACCGUUAUGCGAUGGAUACGAACGGCGGUCGCGAAACUCACAGGGCGCCCCCUACCAGCAAAUGCAACGGACCUUACACCCGCGAGCUUCGCCGCCUUCGCAGGACGUGCCUCUGACGGCUCACCAUCUAUCGCCAAACCGUCAAAGAAGCCGUUCAUCAUGUUCAUGCUAGCCGUCUUUGGCCUGCCAUACCUGAUGGGCAAGCUCAUAAAGACGCUCGCACGCUCCCAGGAAACCGAACAAAAGCGACUGAUGACUGAGAACCCGCAAGCAUACGGCGAACCCCUCGACCCAAACAAGCUCGAGUUCUGCCGUGCGCUGUACGACUUCACCCCAAAUUCAAACAUGCAGGGCAUGGAUCUCGCGGUCAAGAAGGGCGACAUGGUCGCUGUGUUGAGCAAGAGCGACCCCAUGGGCAAUGCGUCAGAAUGGUGGCGGUGCCGCUCAAGAGACGGCCGCAUGGGUCAUCUGCCAGGGAUCUACUUAGAAACCAUCCAAAGGAAGCAGCCUGCGCAGAUCACCAGUGGAAGCCAGAGCGGGAGUCCGGCGGGGAGCAGGACGCAGACGAUGACAAGCAGCAGUUUGGGCAGUCGGACAACAACGAUGACCACAAAGGCUGUUGAGCCAGCGCCUGGGCCGAAAGUCGAUAGCAAAGUGGGGGAUAUGGGAGUUGAGAGCUUUCAAAAGGGCGCGUUUUACUCGUAGUUUCUUGAGCAGGGGUUUUUGUACAUUCUUUCUCUUUUAUGGAUCACGUUAUUUCUUAUAAUUUCAGGCACACGGUGUGCUGGAUCUUCUAGAUCUGCAGACGGGUUGGGAAAAGAACUGGUUUCCUCUGGCGUUUGACUAUAGCGAGAUAUCAAUGACGUUGGGGUUCCCUGUCUUCUGCAAAUUUACGGCUCUACAAACUUAUAUUGGU
This is a messenger RNA of Dothidotthia symphoricarpi CBS 119687, 1187 nucleotides long. RefSeq lists its product as uncharacterized. Gene Ontology annotation, cellular component: peroxisomal membrane; peroxisomal importomer complex; peroxisome. The coding region runs from base 8 to 976 and encodes 322 amino acids. Gene Ontology annotation, biological process: protein import into peroxisome matrix, docking. The record is from RefSeq and is a predicted model, not a curated record. Gene Ontology annotation, molecular function: protein binding. The transcript has 2 exons. NCBI's taxonomy places the organism in Eukaryota, Fungi, Ascomycota, Dothideomycetes, Pleosporales, Dothidotthiaceae.